Messenger RNA from Trichoderma virens Gv29-8, 699 nucleotides. RefSeq lists its product as uncharacterized. The transcript has a single exon. Gene Ontology annotation, molecular function: methyltransferase activity. The coding region runs from base 1 to 699 and encodes 232 amino acids. The record is from RefSeq and is a predicted model, not a curated record. Lineage: Eukaryota; Fungi; Ascomycota; Sordariomycetes; Hypocreales; Hypocreaceae.
AUGGGUGAAGUAGACCUCCCAGCACAGAAUGCUGGCUCAUCGACUUACACCCCCUUCCUGCUACGACUAUACGACUUGGUAGUUCUCAGCAUAUCAAACAACUAUGCGUGGAAGUGCUCGACGGCAAAAGUGCAACUCCCCCUUUUCAAAUCUGCUCUAGGAACCAAACAUCUCGACAUUGGCGUCGGCACGGGAUACUACCCUGCCAAUGCUGUCAGAACGCAGACUCCUUGCAAAGAGAUUACACUCGUCGACCUGAAUCCAAACACUCUGAAUCUAGCGGUUUCUCGAAUCAGCGCAGCACAAAAAAACAUCAAAGUACACUCCGUCGUAGCCGAUGCGACCGAACCGCUACCACUGCCUUCAGGCCAGAAAUUCGACUCUGUGAGCAUCUUCUACUUGCUACACUGCAUUGCCGGACCGCCUGAAAGGAAGAACAGAGUGUUCGACCUGUUGAAGGACCACGUUGCCGAGGGCGGCGUCUUAGUGGGAACAACCAUCUUGGGAGAGGAGAGGCCGAUGAACUGGUUUGCGAGACGACUAAUGACCAUCUACAACGAGAAAGGCAUAUUCGACAACUGGAAGGACAGCAAGAGCGUUUUCGAGGACGGUCUACGGCGGAACUUUGGCGAGGUGGAUAUCCAAAUCAUCGGUAGGACCAUGGUGUUUACCGCAAGGAAUCCCAAAAUGGCAACAUAG